Molecule: messenger RNA, 3542 nt
Organism: Acipenser ruthenus (sterlet)
Lineage: Eukaryota; Metazoa; Chordata; Actinopteri; Acipenseriformes; Acipenseridae
Product: ubiquitin-associated protein 2-like
Exons: 26
Coding region: 354-3527 (1057 amino acids)
Cellular component (GO): nucleus; cytoplasm
Molecular function (GO): protein binding
Source: RefSeq, a predicted model, not a curated record
UCCGGGGUGGCGGUUUCGUGGUCUCCGCUAACCUGCCUUUUCUGUUUUAUUUCUCUCGCUUGCAGGGUUUAAACGCUCCGAACCGAAACCAGAUCGCCGUUAAGGCUGUUGCGUUAGUUUGACACCUCGAAAAAAAAGCGUUUUGUUUUCCCUGGCUAUUCAUAUUUCGUUUUAGGAUUUUGUUUUUGUUUAAGCGGGGCCUAGCGGGCUAAGCCGAAGCCGCGGUGUCGGGUUGAUGCUGAGCCGGGAGAGGGAUUCGGGAACAGCGCGGGCAAGGGUAUUUACACUGUAGUAAACGGCUAAACCGCAGGGGGUGUUUUCCUUGUAAAUACUGUUAUUUGUAUAUACUGUAAAUGAUGACUUCGGUGGGCAGCAGCCGGGCCCGGGGAACCUGGGAGCAGCCGCAGCCACAGACACAGGCACAGAGCCAGACACAGCCACAGCAUAAGCAGCGGCCACAGGCCACAGCAGAGCAGAUUCGACUGGCGCAGAUGAUUUCGGACCACAAUGAUGCCGAUUUUGAGGAGAAAGUAAAUCAGCUCGUUGAUAUCACAGGAAAGAACCAGGAUGAGUGCAUGAUCGCUGUGCACGACUGCAAUGGAGACGUGAACAGAGCCAUCAAUGUGCUGCUGGAAGGGAACCCUGACACGGACUCGUGGGAGAUGGUAGGGAAGAAGAAAGGGGUCUCGGGGCAGAAGGACAGUGGCGGGCAGUCGGAGUCGAAUGAGGAGGGCAAAGAGAGCCGCGACAGAGAGCGAGACGCGAACCGCCGACGAGGGGGCGUGGCUAGGAGGGGCCGGGGGACCAGCCGCGGGAGAGAGUACCGUGGGCAGGAGAACGGGCUCGAUGGAAAGAGUGGGGGAACCACAGGAAGGGGUGCAGAGAGGGGGAGAAGGGGGCGAGGACGAGGCAGAGGCGCUGGCUCUGGCAGAAGGGCGGGCAGGUUUUCUGUUCAAGGCAUGGGCCAGAUUGAUAAGGGCUCAAGAUAUGAUUUUUCGAGAGAUGACAGGACCUUCAACCCAGCCGACUACGCCGAUCCCAGCAGUGCCGAUGACCACUACGGGAAUACCGGCGGGAGCACGUGGAACAACACUGGGAGCUUCGAGCCAGACGACGGGGCCAGACUUGAAUUCAGUGGUGGCGAGGGGACAAAUUAUCCCCGGAAAUUUGAUUCUGCUCCUGGUGCGUGGAGGACCGCGACGGAGGAGUGGGGCACAGAGGACUGGAACGAAGAUCUUUCAGAGACGAAGAUAUUUACAGCUUCCAGCGUGGCUGCGAUGCCUCUUCCUCAGGAGAAUGUGACCAUCACAGCAGGACAGAGGAUUGACUUGGCGGUGUUGCUGGGAAAGACCCCCUCCUCUUCCUUGGAGAACGAGCCUGGUCCCUUGGAGGUGUCCCAGCCUCCCUCUCUGUCCCAGUCUCUGGUGUUCAGCAGUUCCAAACAGAGCUCCCGGUCCCAGGCCCCCUCCUCUGGAGCCGGCUUCCCCCAGCACAACAUGGUCAGCAUGCUGGGGAAAGGCUUCGGAGACAUGGGAGAGCCGAAGGGAGGAAGCGGUGGGGGCCCCGGCACCACCAGCGGCUCCCAGUUCUUGGAGCAGUUCAAGACGGCCCAGGCACUGGCCCAGCUGGCCUCCCAGCACUCGCAGCCCGGAGCGGGGCACCCCCCAGCUCCCUCAUCCUGGGACCUGGGAGCAGGAACGCAGCCGUCCUCGCUGGGGCAGUACGAUUUGAAGACGCAGUCCGAGUCUUCUCCUCACAGCCCCUUUGCUAAGCGGCAGUCGUACCAGCCCUCCUCCAGCAUAAUGGAGGCCUUCAUGCAGCAGGACAAAGCCGUCUCCGCCUCCUUGCCCUCCGCCACGGCCCCCCCUUCCUCCCCACUGUCCAGCAAACCCUCCUCUUCCUCGGCGCAGCAACAGAUGUCCCCUGGCUCGUCGGACAACCAGUCCUCCAGCCCCCAGCCCACCCAGCAACACAAACUGAAGCAGCAGAAGAAAAGAACUAACAUUACCACUAAGAUCCCAGCUCUGGCUGUGGAGAUGCCUGGCACGUCGGACAUCGUGGGGCUAAACCUGCAGUUCGGGGCGUUGCAGUUCGGGUCAGAACCAGCCCUGCCAGAGUACGACUCCACCCCAGCAACCAGCACCCCCGCCGGGCAGACCCAGAAGAGCCUCUACACCAGCGCUGCCAGUGAAUCUGUGUCUGUGAUCCAGUCGAACCCGAGCCAGGAGCCUGGGUACCAGUGCAGCGUCCUGCCCCCAGCCUCCACAUACCCACCCCAGCAGCAGCAAGGCUCCACCCAGGCCACGUUGUACGAGCAGAGAGCCACGCAGACGCGCCGCUACCCCAGCUCCAUCUCCUCCUCCCCGCAGAAAGAGCUUCAGCAGAGCAAGUGGAGCUCCAGCGUGAUGAAUGAAGAGGCUCUCGGUUCGCAGUGUAAUGGGUUUGUCUCGAUGCAGACGACGCAAGCUGUGGAAGUGAAGACAGUAGACUCCCCUCCUGUCUCCAGCAUGUCUUCUCUCCCUGACUCCGUGUCGGCUGCCUCUUCCUCUUCCUCCUCCUCCUCCUCCCUCCUCAUCACAGCCAGCCCGCACUCGACCACUCUGAGCAGCAUGAGCCACAGCGAGGAUCUCCCAGGCACCACGGCGCCCCCUGCCCAGCAGCACAGCAGCUCUUUAUCCACACAACAGAACAGCCUUUCAUCCUCUUCCUCGUCCUCUGCACGCGUUUCAGCAUCACCUUUAAUGCAGCACGCGAGCGUGGAGAGUGAGCCGGUCCUGCAUACCUCGUCCAGCACCUUCUCCUCCUCUUCCUCUUCCUCCGGAGCCGUGGCUGGCGUGUCCAGCUGUGUGUCGGCGGUGCCCCAGGCGGUCAGCGUGGCCUCGUCCAGCCUGGGUCCGGUCAGCAGCCUGGGCAUCGGACUGAGCGGAAACUCCGGUCCCAUCCAGGGGUCCUCGCGCAGCUCCCUCGCACCCGUGUCAGGGAAAGCGCCUCCAAAUCUCCCUCCUGGCGUACCUCCGUUGCUGCCCAACCCCUACAUCAUGGCUCCAGGAUUGCUCCAUGCUUAUCCACCUCAGGUCUAUGGCUAUGACGAUUUACAGAUGCUGCAGACCAGGUUUCCACUGGAUUACUACAGCAUCCCUUUUGCAACGCAGGCCACAGCGCUGACGGGGAGAGACGGCAGCCUGACCAGCAACCCUUAUCCUGGUGACCUCACUAAGUUUGGUCGUGGCGAUGCCUCCUCCCCGUCCCCGGCCACCACGCUGGCUCAGCCUCAGCAGAACCAGACUCAGCAGCACCACGGCGCCCAGCAGACAUUCCUGAACCCCGCGCUGCCUCCGGGUUACAGCUACACCAGCCUGCCCUACUACACCGGGGUGCCCGGGCUCCCCAACACCUUCCAGUACGGCCCCGCCAUGUUCCCUGUGAGUCUCCAGUCCCACUCCCCGGCCCCUAUUACACACCUGAGCUUGUUAGCUAGACACACUGGGGCUUAUCAAGCUGGUAGCAGUAAAACCUGGACUGGGUGACACUGCUGUGCAAUA